Molecule: messenger RNA, 768 nt
Organism: Trypanosoma theileri
Lineage: Eukaryota; Euglenozoa; Kinetoplastea; Trypanosomatida; Trypanosomatidae
Product: small nuclear RNA activating protein 3
Exons: 1
Coding region: 1-768 (255 amino acids)
Source: RefSeq, a predicted model, not a curated record
AUGCAAUCUUUAGAGCAGCGGUUGGCCCUUAUCGCUGCGGACUACGCCGCCCUCUAUCGUGAAUUGGCACGACUGCAUCUUCUCACACCACAUGAACUAAACAUUCAUUCAUUUCAAACGGUAUUUGAUCGCCUGCAUCUGGAGUAUCUGCACUACGCCGGUUCUACCGCCACUCAACCAUUUCACCGUGAUGUUAUUGAGAAUGUACUGCAACUCGCCGCUGCGUACCUCUCACUUCCCACAGAGGCAAGUCCCAAUAGUCGGGCCUUUGGCAUGUAUCUUCUCUUCUUUAUGUAUGCCACCCAACCCACUAUUGAUACUACUCCAAUAAAAGUGCGUAUCUCGCUUGGAACACUUCAGAACUACGUGGCAGAUGCAACUGCCACAUCAUCAUCAUCAUCAUCAUCAUCAUAUAAUAAUAAUAAUAAUAAUAGUAAUAAUAGUGUCUGUGAACACUUUGGAUCAUGUGUGACAGCUGGUGAACGACAAUUGAUGCUCACACUUCAUCAAACAGGGGCAUGGCAUAUUGUUCCCUUUGACGAUAUCGCACCUUAUGUACGAACACUACUGGAGGUGCAUGAGGCAGAGGGAGUCCCACUCAUAACGAAGAGUCGUAGUAAUCCGAAAGAAAAGAAUAAACAACGAAAAGGACAAUUGGUGUUGUUGGAAAGUGUAGGUACAAGUAAUGAUAAAACCGCACUCUCACAACAGUUGGAGGCGUAUGAAGCGAUGAAGCGACGUUUGGGUCUUGAUAAGGAGUUGGCAUAG